AUGAGUCAAUGUUCGAAUGUGGUGGAGGGGCAUUAUAUAAAGACCAAAGGCAGUGAGGUGAAGGCAAAGAGAAGUAACUUGUUCACUCUGAGAAACCAGCUGGUCCAUCCCACACAAGGCAGAAUGAAAUCCUUCUUGCUCACUCUCGCUGCCGUGCAGAUCCUGCACUGCUCAGGAGUGCCAAGCACCAAGGAAGCUCUGAGAGCCUCAGUUAUAAAGCUGAAUGAAAUUACCAAGAUCACCAGCCUCUGUGGUAUCACCAGGAGAGGAGUGACAAAUACAUAUCGUACAGGUAAACUGUCCUACAGCAUGGAUUUAACGUUCUCCGUAAAAGAAACAGUCUGCUCCAAGAAUUCUGGACAGGAAUUUGAUGAUCCCAACUGCUCCUUUCACCCUGCGGUGAGUCCGGAAAAGGGUUUUGCAAAAGCUAUGUGGAAUUUUUUUGCUGAUAAGGCAGCUGAUGUUGAAGUGGAGUGUGACGGUCUGACGACGGUUGACAGCAAAAGUGACUCAACAGAAACAAGUGAAAACAGUAUUGAGGAACAAAGCAAGUCAAAAGAAACACCACUUGAGGAAACCUCACAUGUAGAAAGCAAGUCAAAAGAGACAUCAGCUGAGGAGUCUUCUCAUAUGAAAAGCAAGUCAACAGAAUUGUCACUGGAGGAGUCAUCAAACAAAGUGGGCCAGAUUGGGCUCGAUCAAAACUAUUACUCAGACCCAGCUCCUGUGGUCAGUAAGGCAACAGACAAUCCACUGGAGGAACUCAGCGGGAACCCAGUGGAAAUCAGUUUUUCUACACUUUUCUAA
Mobula hypostoma (lesser devil ray) is the source of this 807-nucleotide messenger RNA. RefSeq names its product secreted phosphoprotein 24-like. The transcript has 8 exons. The record is from RefSeq and is a predicted model, not a curated record. The coding region runs from base 1 to 807 and encodes 268 amino acids. Gene Ontology annotation, cellular component: extracellular region. Gene Ontology annotation, biological process: bone remodeling. Lineage: Eukaryota; Metazoa; Chordata; Chondrichthyes; Myliobatiformes; Myliobatidae.